Messenger RNA from Momordica charantia (bitter melon), 987 nucleotides. RefSeq lists its product as uncharacterized. NCBI's taxonomy places the organism in Eukaryota, Viridiplantae, Streptophyta, Magnoliopsida, Cucurbitales, Cucurbitaceae. The record is from RefSeq and is a predicted model, not a curated record.
UAUCAAACAAAUUAUUCUAUCUUGAUCUUCGCCAACAAAACGCCUCUGGACACAGAGACGAUGGCUUCCUCAUCUCUUCCCUUUCUUCUCCAUGCGUUUGCUCCAAUUUCGUCCGCUAAUCUCCACAACAAUGUCCGAUUUACUUUCAAUCACAAACCUGCAAAUUCUUUCACUUCUCGCUCUGUUUCGUCUUCUUCAUUGUGCUCGCCAGUUCUUCACAAAUCCAUCGCGUUCGCUGCGUCGAUCUCCCUUCUUCUUUGGCCGAGUCCAGCCAAUGCCGGAUUUCUGUCAGGAUUUUCGGGAAUCGAAUCAGUUCCUGGUCCCCAAUUGCCCCAAAUUGACUUUCUCAAUCGCUUCAAUGAAGAAAAUCAGAAAAAAUAUGCCGAAUCUGAUGCCAGAUUCAAAUCAUCUCCCCUGCUGAAGGAACUUCUGGAGCGAUCGAAGUUGAACAAGGAAAAGAACCGUCAGAAAAUUGCUGACAAAUAUUGCAUCCGCGGUGCCGAAUGGGGAGUAGGAGAUUGUUCGGCGGAGGGGAUGUCACCGGAGGAGAGGGAUAAUUUCAUCUCCACGUUGAAGCAAAAGGCUGGAGUGGAUUAAUGGCGCAGUUGUAGCUGAAAAUUUGCCUAAUCUGCCUUCCAAAGUCUGCCAUUGGAGCUCUGAUGGAGCUUCAAUGGAGCAUUGGCAUUCACAGCAAGAAUUUUAACACAGAGUGAUGCAACUUAAAGGGAAUAUGAGGUAUUGUUUCCCAUCUCUGGUAUAAAAUUAUGUUAUCUUUGUGACAGAGAUUACAUUGUAGACUCAACAAUUAAGCUUAGACUCCAUUGUAGAACUUUGUAGAAAGUUUUUAGGAUCAUGUAUUAGUUGGGUUUGGUUAAAUUUGUUUGUGUUGGUCAUUUUAUCCAUUAUGGACUCAUUAAAUGGUGCUGAGCAUUGAGCAACUGUUCUUAAAUUGAUGUGUAAAAAUAGGUAAGCAAAUCUUUCAACUUU